CCCCAAUAUGUUAAGUUAAGCACAUGGUGUCCGAACCUGUGCAAACUUCAAGCAUUUAUAAAUGAUUUUCAUUUUAGUGGAUAUGUUAAUAAAUAAUAUAUCAUUCAUUAUUGAACUUUUUUCAACAACUCAACCCAUUGGAUGAACUAAUUCUUAGAAAACAACUUCAGCUUUUUAAAUCACAAACCCGCUUAUUUUAUUAGAGUUAGGAAUUCAUUAUGUGGCAUCCGAACAAAUCAUUCAUAUAUUCAUAGUUAUGUUUUAACUCCUACGUUUCUUAAUUAACAGAUAAUCCACCGAUGAACACCCGGCGGUGCCUCUUCGCCUCGGCCAGCGCCGGCUCUCUCGCCUACGUCGCCGGUGGCGUCACCAUCAAGGGCGAGAUCCUCACCUCCGCGGAGCUCUAUAACUCAGACACCGCCACGUGGAAACCGCUCCCCGGCGGCGGGCUGAAGACCCCGCGGAAGAAGUGCUGCGGGGUGAUGAUGGACGGCAAGUUCCACGUCAUGGGCGGGUACGGCCCCGACAGGGUCCCGAUGACGUCAGCCGAGGUGUACGACCCGAGGACCAUGACGUGGGAGGUGGUCCCCGACAUGUGCCCGCCGUCGUGCGGGCCGUACGGCUGCCCGCCGCUGUGCGCGGUAGUGGGUGACGAGCUGUACGCCGCCGAGGUGGCGGACAAGAAGAAGAUGGAGCUGUGGAGGUACGUGAAGGGGAGGAACGCGUGGGUGAGCGUCGGGAAGCUGCCGGCGACGGUGGCGUGUACGGGCGGGUGGGGGAUGGCGUUUAAGGGUGUUGGGGAGAGGCUGGUGGUGAUCGGCGGGCCGAGAGGAGGGAUUGGGGUUGUGGAGAUACACUCGUGGGUUCCGCCGGCGGCGGUGGCGGAGGAGGGGGAUGGUGGUGGUGGGAGUGCGGUGCCGCUGCGGUGGGAGGUGAUUGCCGGGAGACAAUCGGGGACGUUUGUGUACAACUGUGCUAUCAUGAGCUGCUGAUAAUGUUGGAUGGUUGAUAAUAAUAAAAAAUAAUAAUAAUAAUAAUAAUAAUAAUAAUGCCCUUAUGUUUUGAGAGAGGGCAAGUGGAAACCCUAAACUUAGAAAGGGUUAGGAUAAUGUAAUGGAGUCUUUUUAACUUUUUGUGUUUUCUUGGGUACUUUGUACGUGGAGAGGGUUAAUGUGUUUGUGUGUUGUGUGGUGUCGACAUUUGAGGUACUUUUGUAAUGAUAUACAAUAUAUAAUACAGUCUUAAGAUUAAU
Molecule: messenger RNA, 1252 nt
Organism: Linum trigynum
Lineage: Eukaryota; Viridiplantae; Streptophyta; Magnoliopsida; Malpighiales; Linaceae
Source: the annotation of a GenBank genome assembly